ACGCGCAUCGUGGACGCGCACUUGUUCCUCAAUGUCCCAGCUUCUCUGACGCGCAGGGCUUACUAAAAAGUUUCCGUUUGUUCCGGGACGAGGUUUAUUUGGCAAGGCUGGAAGUCAGUGAGUUCGCACGGAGAAGGGAACGCGAGAGGAAAUUCCUGCGCCAUUGAAGCAGGGUUUUUGACACUUGAGGAUGGUGCAGAACAUGGAGAUCAACGUGUCAUCCCUGACAGACUCGGAGCAAGAUUUCAUACUAGAAGUCUUACAGCGGGAUGAGAAACUGAGGCGCUUGGAGGAGCAGCGCGUGAAGAGGCUGAAAGCUGAGUUGCUGGAAGUCCGAAGAAAGGGGGCCAAACGUGGCAGUGGAAAAUACAGUGAACGCAGCUGCGGUCGCUGCCAGGAACCUAUGGGCCUUCUGAUCCGCGGCGGUAGCCAGUGCAGGGCAUGCAAACAUCACGUUUGUCGAAAAUGUCAAUCUGUUCGAUCCAACGGGUCUUGGGUGUGCACAGUGUGUGCCAAAGAGAUAGAUCUGAAGAUGAGCACUGGAGACUGGUUUUAUGACGAGAGGGUUAACCGCUUCUCUACAGCUCCUGGACACAAUUUAGUCCGAGUUUCCCUCAGGAAGAAGUCUCCGUUUAAAAGGCGUGAGACAGCUGGGGAAUUGCUGUUAAACAAAACUGCCUUGAAUUCCCACCAGGCUGUGCCUAUGCCCAAACCUAGACUGAAGGACAUCACACAAACAAACAAGAGCUCUCCUCCUGAGGUUAAUGAGGGACUUGAUGUAAGAGAGCAACAGCGUAGUGACACAGAAUCGGCAGAGAAAUCCAGUCUGAGCAGCAGCCACACUGAAUCAUCCCGCAGUACCCCACUUAUGCAGAGAAAAGAGGUGACAGCUCAGAUCAGCCCAGCAGGCUCCACUGUGUCCAGACUGACAGUACCCACUAACACUAACAGCAUUUCAAGCUCCACCUCAGUCACUGAAGCAGCCUCUUUAAUUCAUCACAUGAAUGUCUGCUCUGACUCAUUGCGUGAUGUCGAUGGGAUUUUCAAGAAAAGCAUCAGAAAAGUGCACAAACUAUCAGAUAUUAAACCAGCCUCCACACUUGAUUUGCGUAAAGAUGGAACGGAGAGUACUGUAUCCUCUUUGAGAGACAGAUGCAAGUCAGUGCCUGGCCUUAAUGCUGAUGAUGAUGAGGAGGAUGAAGAUAUUGAUAACUUGGUGAAUAUACACAGACAAAAAUUUGGUGAUAGCUGGGGAAAUCUGCAAGGCUCAAGGAGCACUCUGGGCAGUACAAUGAGUGUAUACAGUGAAGCAGGGGACUAUGACAGUGUGGAAGUGAGUGGAGAAAUCAUCUUCUCUCUCUGCUACGAUGAUCACAGUCAGAGCCUGACUAUCUUGGUCCAUGAGUGUCGAGGGCUGGCUUAUGUUGAUGCAGCAAAAAAGAAGUGCAACCCAUAUGUCAAGGCUUACCUUCUCCCAGACAAAAGCAAGAAGAAAACAUCCAUCAAACUUAAAACCAUCAACCCCAGUUUUAAGGAAACCCUGAAGUAUUCUAUCAAUCGCACCCAACUGCCAACACGCACACUACAACUCUCAGUUUGGCACUAUGAUCGUUUUGGUCGAAAUGUUUUUCUGGGUGAAGUGGAGGUGCCAAUGGAUGACCAUGACAUUGACUCUGCCCAUGAGGAGUGUAUGGCUCUUAGAAGAAAGGCAGCUACCCCAUCAGCAUUAUCUCCGUUUAAUCAAUACAAAGGAGAGCUGGUGGUUUUACUUAAAUAUGUAACAGCAAAUAAUUUGGAGAAUGCUAAAGGAAAAGGGAAAAAGGCCAGACCUGAGGAUGGUGCUGAGCUGCAUGUGUUGAUCAAAGAGGCCAAAAAUCUGACUGCCAUGAAAGCUGGAGGUGUAUCCGAUUCCUUUGUGAAAGGGUAUCUGCUGCCAUCGAAGAACAAGGCUUCCUUUAAGAGGAAGACUCAGGUAGUGAAGAAGACCCUGAACCCACACUACGACCACACAUUUAUCUACAAAGAAUUGAGUCUGGAGCAGCUGAAGGACAUGUGUCUGGAGCUCACUGUCUGGGACAGAGAGACCCUGUCCAGCAACGACUUCCUGGGAGGAGUCCGCCUUGGCUUGGGAGCAGUGACUUUGAAGGAGGAAAAGGAAGAGUGGGUGGCAGACUCCACGGGGGAGGAGAUCUCACUGUGGCAGAAGAUGAUGCAGUAUCCAGACUCUUGGGCAGAGGGCACUCUUCUACUCCGCUCGUCCAUGCGAAGGGGCAAGUAAGGACAUGGCCAAAUUCCUUAUCGGAACAGGGGGUAACACAGUUCAAACAAACAGAAUGUGUUGUGUUGUUUUGUUUUGUUACAGCUGUGCAAUGUGAGAACAUUAAUGCAUCACACUAAUCUUUUAAAGAAAGGAUUUGUAAGGUUUUAAGACAUUUAAUGAUGUGGAAAUAUGCAGUAUGUAUUUUUUUUUUUAUUAUUUUCUUUAAUGUUUCAGCUGUCUUCAAAUACAACAUUGUUUGAAAUGCUGUUCUUAAAAAAUGAAAAUCUGUACACAGUAAAUAUUUUAGUUUAAACUCAUAACACUUUGUUUUUAAAUGUGUACUUGAUAUGACUUUCUGGUUGUUUUUUGUUGUUGUGUUCUUACCACCAUUUAGCAAAGUUUUACAUGUUGCUUUACAUAGUUAUUUUCAUUUUCAUGUCAUCCUGCUGUAGUUAGUCCACCUUUGUGAGCACCUUUUUAGGAACUACAUGAUCAGCAUUUAAUAAAUAUUAAAUAUUUUCAACAAUC
Messenger RNA from Myxocyprinus asiaticus (Chinese sucker), 2788 nucleotides. Its product is annotated as synaptotagmin-like protein 4. Gene Ontology annotation, cellular component: exocytic vesicle; plasma membrane. Gene Ontology annotation, biological process: intracellular protein transport; exocytosis. The record is from RefSeq and is a predicted model, not a curated record. The transcript has 17 exons. Lineage: Eukaryota; Metazoa; Chordata; Actinopteri; Cypriniformes; Catostomidae. Gene Ontology annotation, molecular function: small GTPase binding; neurexin family protein binding. The coding region runs from base 191 to 2278 and encodes 695 amino acids.